GCCACUUAAAGACAACUUGAAAGACCUCUUGAGAAUUUUUUUUUUCCAUGCUCAGGACAUUAUAAUUCAAACGUGGAAAAGAGGACUUUUCAGAAGGACAACAUUCCCCCCUGUACCCUCAUUUGUCUAUGAUCACCUUCUUUUGCUCUUACAUAUACCAUCCUAAAUCUAAAUCCUCCCUUCAACUUGCACAAUAGCCAUUUCCUCAUCUACAAAACUCCCCUUCCAUAUUCUCAAAGACCCUUUGUCGCUUUAGUGUUUUUUUUUUCAACAUCAGGUAUCCUCCACAGAAGACAAUUUUUUCCAUGAUUCGUGUAGUCUGAAUUGCAAAAUGCUAGGGAAGAAGAUGGUAUCACUGAAGAAACUAGCCAAAAGGGUGAAGGGUGUUGGAGGAGCUGAUCACUCGGACCCUCCCUACCAAGAAUGUUUGCUAAAGGGGUAUGAGGAAGAUAAAGAAUCACCCUCUAGCCCAACCCCAACAGGGUUUUUUGCACUUUAUGUUGGUGAGGAGCGUCAGAGAUAUGUGGUACCAACCAGCUACCUCUCUCACCCUCUAUUCAAGAUGCUGCUGGAGAAGGCCUACAAUGAAUUUGGCUUUGCACAGAGGAAUGGCCUAGUGGUGCCAUGCAGUGUUUCCACAUUUCAGGAGGUGGUGAAUGCUAUUGAAUGCAACAAUGGCAACUUUGACUUAGGCAAGAUUUUUGAAGAUUUUGCUUAGCUAGAGUGCAGCAAAACGGAACAUGUCAUGUGCCUUGCCAUGUUAAUUAAUUUCUUUUUUGUUUCUUAAUUUGGUUAGUGUUGAAAUGCAUCAUAACUAUGACCUCUUUGAUGGGGUUAUAUUUAUUGGAUGUUGUUCUAGCCAGAAUUUAGAACAUAGGUCUUCAUGAUGGCUAGCUAGGUGAGUUAGCUUUAAUUUCAAUUGAAGCUAUUGCUGCAAAUAACUUUCAAUUAGGAUUGAUCUGACAUGUAAAUUAGUUUUUGCCAGUAUGAUAGUGAACUAUUAAUUAAUAUUUUUUAGUCU
Glycine soja is the source of this 1021-nucleotide messenger RNA. RefSeq names its product auxin-responsive protein SAUR21-like. Gene Ontology annotation, biological process: response to auxin. The transcript has a single exon. Bases 332 to 718 code for a protein of 128 amino acids. The record is from RefSeq and is a predicted model, not a curated record. Lineage: Eukaryota; Viridiplantae; Streptophyta; Magnoliopsida; Fabales; Fabaceae.